This is a messenger RNA of Thalassophryne amazonica, 644 nucleotides long. RefSeq lists its product as uncharacterized. NCBI's taxonomy places the organism in Eukaryota, Metazoa, Chordata, Actinopteri, Batrachoidiformes, Batrachoididae. The record is from RefSeq and is a predicted model, not a curated record. The transcript has 5 exons. Bases 27 to 644 code for a protein of 205 amino acids.
CAGGAACUCCAAGUCCCAGUCUACCCAUGUCCUCCUCCUCACCUCUGCAAUGUGGGACUUUGUGGAGGACUGAGAAUGAGAAACAGCAGCAGGAGAUAAGUGUAGAGCUGGAGAUGAGGGAAAGGAUCAGGAGCAGGCCCAGGAACCGCUCCAGUAGCACCGGCAAUGAGACUUGUGGCUCUUCCCUCCAUCCAUUCCUGCAACAGGAUCCAGGAUGCUCUCGAGGGAAACAAGAAACAGAUGCACCGACGGAAGUGCUGUUUACGGAGGUGUUCAGCUGCCAACCCUGUGAGGUGAUUGGUGAGGAUUUUGAACUGCCAGUGCAGAUUACAGCAAGUCCUAUUCAGAUUGUGCCUGGUGCACGCAGCUUGGAGGAAGAACUACAGGAGGCCAUCCAGAAAGCACAGAUGGACCCUCGCCAGUCCAUCGAUGAUAUUCUGGAUGAGCCGAUUGCUUCUGUUGGAUCUGUCAGUAUUUCUGAUCAUAAAUCCACUACCCAAUUAGCGCCUGCCCCUUCCCCUCCUCUUCCGCCUGCUGAAGAAGAUCAGUCUCAAACCUCUAAGCAGCUCACCAAAGAUGACAGCUUCCUGCCUUCGCCUCUUUGCUCCUCUCUUUUGCUUGAGCUCCUCCAUCACCUGCUGUAA